AGCACACUCGGUCACAUGGUCGAAACGAAUUCACCGCCGGCGGCGUACGUGCUCAAGCGCUGCGCCUCCGAUCUGGGCGAGCAUCAUCAGCAGCAGCUGCAGCAACAGCAGCCGCCGCGUCAAAUCCAACGCUCACGUUCGCCUGCCAAUGCCAGCAAUGCCGCCUAUCAUCUAACCACCGCCAUGCUCCUAAACUCCCAGCAAUGCGGCUAUCUGGGCCAGCGGCUUCAAUCUGUGCUGCAGCAGCAACAGCAGCAACAACAGCAGCAGCAACAUCAACAACAGCCGCAAUCGCAAACGCCCUCUUCCGAUGAUGGCUCCCAGUCGGGUGCCACAAUUUUGGAUGAGGAGCGUCCACGCGUGAGUGGACCCACAGCAGCAUCCGCUGCUGCCGCAUCACUCUUUACCAUAGACAGCAUUCUAGGAUCACGCAAUGCAGCAGCAGCUGCUGCGGCCAGCAACAGCAAUAACAACAGCAACAACAACAAUAGCAGCAGCAACAACAACUGUAACAGCAAUAACAACAACAGCAUCAAUCACAAUAACAUUAGCAUCAAUGGCAGCCUGGGCCUGGGCCUGGUCAAGCGCAGCACCGAGUCGCCAGCCUCGCCCAACUCCAAUUCGAGCUCUAGCGCCGCAGCCAGUCCGAUCCGACCGCAACGGGUUCCUGCCAUGCUGCAGCAUCCUGGAUUGCAUCUCGGUCAUCUGGCGGCGGCAGCCGCGAGUGGCUUCGCUGCCUCCCCAUCGGACUUCCUAGUGGCCUAUCCCAACUUUUAUCCCAAUUAUAUGCAUGCCGCGGCCGUUGCCCACGUCGCCGCCGCCCAGAUGCAGGCGCACGUCAGUGGACAUGGGGCUGCGGCCGCUGGACUCUCCGCUCACGGCCAUCAUCCGCAUCAUCCGCACGCCCAUCCGCACUCGCAUUUGGCUCACCAUGCACAGCAUCAUUUGGGCCUAGGCCAUUUGGGGCAUGGGCCGCCGCCGAAACGCAAGCGUCGUCAUCGCACCAUCUUCACCGAGGAGCAGCUGGAGCAGCUGGAGGCCACGUUUGACAAAACGCACUAUCCAGAUGUUGUGCUACGCGAGCAGCUUGCCCUAAAGGUCGAUCUCAAGGAAGAGCGCGUGGAGGUCUGGUUCAAGAAUCGUCGUGCCAAGUGGCGUAAACAGAAGCGCGAGGAGCAGGAGCGUUUGCGUAAGCUACAGGAGGAGCAAUGCGGCAGCACCACCAGCAACAGCAGCAACAACAACAACAACACCAACACAAACAGCAACAACAAUAGUUCUGGCAACACGAGCUCACCGACAGCUGGCAACGCCGGCAUCAAAUGCGACUACGCAUCGCCGUUGGUGCACAUCAAAAGCGAUCCGAACCAUUAUAGCGAUGCGGACGAAUCCUCCGAUCUGGAGGUGGCCUAAGCUAAGCUAA
Molecule: messenger RNA, 1423 nt
Organism: Drosophila hydei
Lineage: Eukaryota; Metazoa; Arthropoda; Insecta; Diptera; Drosophilidae
Gene: Gsc
Product: homeobox protein goosecoid
Exons: 3
Coding region: 16-1413 (465 amino acids)
Biological process (GO): regulation of transcription by RNA polymerase II
Cellular component (GO): nucleus
Molecular function (GO): DNA-binding transcription factor activity, RNA polymerase II-specific; RNA polymerase II cis-regulatory region sequence-specific DNA binding
Source: RefSeq, a predicted model, not a curated record